This is a messenger RNA of Siniperca chuatsi (mandarin fish), 1844 nucleotides long. Its product is annotated as zinc finger protein OZF. Gene Ontology annotation, biological process: regulation of transcription by RNA polymerase II. Bases 158 to 1549 code for a protein of 463 amino acids. NCBI's taxonomy places the organism in Eukaryota, Metazoa, Chordata, Actinopteri, Centrarchiformes, Sinipercidae. The transcript has 4 exons. The record is from RefSeq and is a predicted model, not a curated record. Gene Ontology annotation, molecular function: RNA polymerase II cis-regulatory region sequence-specific DNA binding; DNA-binding transcription factor activity.
ACGGAUGCUACAUUUAUUUGGGUCCCGCUUUGCGAGCAUCGUUAGAUCAAAUUAGCUUCAUAGCCUAUACAGCUAAUGCAUGUUUUCAUUUUUAAAACUAACUAACAGUUUAGUUUCUUGAAUUUUCUUCAUAUUGGUAAAGAGGGUUGUUACAGCGAUGGUGAGCCGACUCUCUUUUCACUCACAACUCUCGUCCAUCAUGGAGACGAUGGCCAGGUCUGCCCUGAGUCAGGUCUGCAAACUGGUGGAUGAAGACUCGGCUGAGCUCCGGUUGGAGUUGUCUCGGCUCCUGGUUGCUAAUUCAGCCCUGGCAGACAAAAUAAACAAUCUGGAGUGCGAGUUGACGAUUGUGAGAAGCGACACCCCCAAGUUGGGUAAAAGUUAUCGCAGCGUAGGUGUACAAACUGUCUUCUACAGUGACGGGGACGCUUAUGUGUCUGGGCCUCCCACCAUAGAGGGGAUCUUUGGAAAAGAUUGGUGUAUGAAUCUGUGGAAAGACAGAGACCCAUACAGUCUGGAGAGAGUCACAGACUCGCCACAAUCCUCUGAGAAAGUAAGAGGAACGUUUACAGAGUCUGUGGCGACGCUAUCUGACCAAAUUACUGUGACUGAGAUCAAAGAGGAGGAUUAUGUGGAGGAUGCUGCCAGUAGCUGCCAGCAGGAAACACUUAGUACAGAAGAACAUGAAGAAAGCAUGGCUGAGGAACUAGAGCAACUCUCCGUUGGUUUCUCAGCUGACUGCAGCACUUGCAGCCUGUCAUUUGAUCAGGAUGGAGAACAGGUUGUGUCUGCAGGUGGUAUUGAAGAACCGUCCAUGCAGCUGAUAUCCAUCAAUGACACAGAGGAGGCCUUCAGCACUCAUAUCAUUCCAAUUGAAGAGGAUGAUGAUGCUGAUGAUGAUGAUGUACAGUUCAUUCAAGAAAGUCAGCAGGAGCAAACGAUGAACACUGCAGGUGGGCCCAGCCAAAACAAUCAGCAAACAUUACCUGCAAACAACUCUGAAAACAGCACUGCUCUGGAUAAAGAUUCACAUGAUGACUUUAAUAUGCUUCAUGUAGCAACCACCAGAGAUCCAAACAAAGGCAAAUUCACUUGUCAAGUAUGUAGCAGGACUUUCUUCCACAAGGGCACUUUAACACACCACAUGAAGUCACACAAGUCAAACUUUUGCAACAUUUGUAAGCAGCAUUUCCCUCACAGGAACAAGUUAAAUUUGCACACCUGCGUACCUCCAGUUCCCUCUCAGAGAGUCAGUAAGUCAUGUGAGCUGUGCGGGAAGACCUUUGCAAACCCAUCGGCUCUGAGGAUUCACUACGUUGUCCACACAGGAGAGAAACCCUACAGGUGCAGCUUAUGUGGGAAAGGGUUCACCCAGAAAGGCAACCUGAAAUGUCACCUACGUAUUCAUACUGGAGAGAAACCGUUCUGCUGUGUUAAAUGUGGGAAGACAUUCACUCAAAAGGUCAACCUCAACCAUCAUUUAAUGGCGCACAGAAAUCGUGAGGUUGUGGGAGAAAAGCCCAUAGCUAUGAGACAUCUUAAAACUUAAGAGCUGAAACCUGUAAGUGACUGAUUGUGGUGCAAGAUCAGUAGCAAUAUUAUCUGAAUGCAUCAUGUACUACUUCUCACAUUAGUGUAAGGGUAGUUAAUGUCAUGUUUGGAAUGACUUGUAGUCUGUAUUAUAGUGCUUAAAAAAAAUCAGGAAUGUGGAGCAAAAUGUCCCGUUUUUGUCAGUUUUUAUUUAAGAAAUUAGCACUUCAGUGUUUCAGUUGUUUCUGUCUUUACAAUAAAACACAGUCAUGAAUGUUCACUUACUGAUUAAAAUUUUAUUUGAUAGAACUCUC